Naegleria lovaniensis is the source of this 522-nucleotide messenger RNA. RefSeq lists its product as uncharacterized. Lineage: Eukaryota; Heterolobosea; Eutetramitea; Acrasida; Naegleriidae. The transcript has a single exon. The record is from RefSeq and is a predicted model, not a curated record. The coding region runs from base 1 to 522 and encodes 173 amino acids.
AUGUUUUCGAAAUUUAGUGUAUUUGAAUGCUUUUCAAUUAUUUCCAAAACCAUGAAUGAUCAAAAUGAUGAUAAUAAUAACGAUCAUUAUGAACGAAUGAUGAAAAGAAAAGUGAAUGAACGAUUGAAUGAGGUAUUGAAAAGGAAUAAUAUGUGUCUGAUCGAUUCAGAAGGAAUGAGUGAACAGUAUCAACAUGUUUCCCAAAAAAAGAAAAAUCAUCUUCAAUUGUUUCCAAGUUUACCAUGGAUGGUUGUGUAUGUGAAUGAUUUACCACGGGGAGCUCUUGUGGAGAUUCAUAGCUUUGCAUGGAUGAAAAAGUUGCAAUUACCAAGUGAUGAUGAUGAUGAUGACGAGGAGAUGGAACAGCAAUGGAACGACUUGCCAUCACUUGUUUUGAAAGAAGAUGUAUCUCUAAUGUCAUCAUUGUCCAAUGUUCAGACUGAGAAACAAUAUGGAGAGUUAAGAGCAACGAAUAUUCGAGUGUUAAGAUUGAGUCCUCAUUUACCAUUGCGACUCUUUUAA